GCCUUUACCAUAAGAGUAACGUUAAGAAUCUUCCGCCGAUAGGCUGCAAUAUAACGAAACACACUCUUUACCAAAAGUAGUAUCGGCCCAAACUCAACUGCCACUGCUAAUCUCUACUGCCCGGAUCAUCAUAUGCGCGCUACUGAGGCUAAAUAAGCAAAGUACAACCAAAACGCUCGCGACGCGUACCAGCCUUGUUCGUGCCGUUACGAAUACCGGACAUCUCAGUUUUGACCUUUGUACCUCGAGACGAGUCGACGACUCACAUAAUAUAUUUUCAUUCUUCCGCAAUCACUCGAAAUAAUCUUAUUAAGACUGUCUUCAUCAUGUCCGCGCUCGUCGACGUCGAUACCCUCACCGUGGAGCAGAUGACUGCUUUGGUGGCGCAGCUGGAGGCGAAAAAGAAAGAGGCAGUGGCGCGCCAGCGUGCCGAGGAAGAUGCUAAGAGGAAGGAGGAGGAAGCUCUGAGGAAGGCAGCGGAGAAGAAGAGGGCAGAGGCAGAGGAGCGGAAGAGGGUGGAGGCGGAGGAGCGGAAGAGGGUGGAGGGGGACAAGAAGAAGACCGGGGCAGAGAGCAGUGUCCGAUGUACGGCAUGCAUCAAGGCCAAUGCGGAAUGUACAUCCUCAGCAGCGAGCAGGAGAAUCCGAGUCACUUCCUGUGACCGAUGCAGGGCUACAAAGUCUGCCUGCACGUUUUGCGGAAAGGCUGAGAAAACAAAGCGGAAGAAGAGGGCGGACACAGACUCGGAGGAGGAUGAGGCAGAGUCGUCCCGCGGAGACAGGAAAAGGAGUCGCCAGCCAUUCAAAUUGGGCUUUCAGCUCCCACCCCCUUCCACCCCGGCCCAAGCAGCACUACCUGCCGGCCGAGUCCAACAGCCAUUCAAUUUGGGCUUUCAGCUCUUUCCUCCCUCCACCCCGGCCCGGCAGGGCCUGAGCUUGAUGGAGGCUGAGGAUGAAGUGGACGAGAGGGGACUUGUAGUGGCUGCCCUGGAGGUGCUGGCAGAUAAAAUUGGGCAGGUAUCGGAGGAGUUAGCCGCAAACCGGAAGAUGCAGCAGAAGAUGGUUACCGUGCUGGACAAUAUUUUCAGAACUAUGGAGUCCCGGAAGGAGGUUGACCAACUAGCUAGCGUUAAAUUUGAAUAGAAAUCAGCUAUUUACCUUGACAUAAGGUUGUGUUUUGUUGUCUGUCGUCACGCGCCUGUGGUCUCGCAUCAGUCAGAGCUAAAUUUCCCGCCUUACAUCAAAAUUGUGGACAACUCAGGAC
Molecule: messenger RNA, 1263 nt
Organism: Suillus clintonianus
Lineage: Eukaryota; Fungi; Basidiomycota; Agaricomycetes; Boletales; Suillaceae
Exons: 2
Source: RefSeq, a predicted model, not a curated record